This is a messenger RNA of Cyprinodon tularosa, 3633 nucleotides long. RefSeq names its product E3 ubiquitin/ISG15 ligase TRIM25-like. NCBI's taxonomy places the organism in Eukaryota, Metazoa, Chordata, Actinopteri, Cyprinodontiformes, Cyprinodontidae. The record is from RefSeq and is a predicted model, not a curated record. Bases 168 to 1796 code for a protein of 542 amino acids. The transcript has 11 exons.
GCUUUCCGUGCGUAAUGCGGAGAGGAGUGGCUUUAAUUUGUUGCUGGUCAUAUGAUGUUAUUUAAACAAACAAGAUCUAGCUGGCAAGAAGAAAUCCAUUCCAGUUGGCAGGAGAUCCCAACGCUGGCAGCAGAGCCCCGCCGUUGACAAACACUGCGCAGCUAAUCAUGGCCGACUUAGAGGAUUCUGGGUUUUCUCUCAUGAGCCUGGAGGAUGAGCUGACCUGCAGUAUCUGCCUGAGCCCCUUUGACUGUCCGGUCACCAUCCCCUGCGGACACAACUUCUGCCAGGACUGCCUGCUUUCCUCUUGGACAGACUCCUACAGCUGCCCGCAGUGUCGGACCCCCUUUGAAAACAAGCCGGAACUGAAGAAGAACACGGUCCUCAGCACAGUGGUGGAGACCUUCAGGGUCAGGGCCACUAAAGGAGAAGGUGUUCAGCAUGUAGAUGAGGAGGAGGAGGGUGAUGAUGAUGAUUAUGAGGAGGAUGAGGAUGAUGAUGAGGAGGAGGAGAAUAAUGUAAUCCGCUGUGACACCUGCAUGGAGGCAGAGGCGGCUCAGACCUGUCUCACCUGCAUGGCCUCCUUCUGUGAGGAGCACCUGCGGCCCCACAAAGAAAACCCCACAUUCCGCCUCCACCAGCUGACGGAUCCCAUAGAGGAUCUGUCUAAACACAUCUGCUCUGACCACCACAAGCUGAUGGAGCACUUCUGCUCCAACCAUGGCCGCCUAAUCUGCAGCCUCUGCCUGCAGCAGGUCCACAAAGGCUGUGCUUUCACUUCUCCAGAGGAGCAAAGAAGCCUGAAAGAGUCUGAGUUCAGAGACAAGUUGGGUAUACUGGACUUAAAGAUCGACAAGACUGAUAACAUUGUGCUUCAGAUGAAUGAACUCCAGGGCAAGCUCAAGGAUGCAGCAAACAAGAAAAAGAUGGCGCUGGCUGCCGUAUACCAGCAGAUAAGGGAGAUGUUGGCUCAGGAUGAACGUGUGGCCCAGCAUGAGGUGGAUUGUGAGUUAGAGGCUGGUCAGAACAAACUUGGAGACCUUACCAAGAAGUUCAACGACAACAGUGAGAGGAUGAAGAAAGCCAGAGAGGAGGUCUACAAUCUGCUGAGUCAUGCUCAAACACCAGCCUUUCUUCAGGCAUCUUUUGAGCUGCCCAAGGUGGUUAAGUUUGACCCCCACCCCCCUCGAGUCAACCUGGACUCCAAGAGGGUGAUGGCAACCCAGAGCUUUGCUACUACCCUGCAGGAGAGCCUGACGAUGCUCUUCAAUCAGCCUUUUGAGGCCAGAGGGCCACUGCUUAAACCAGAACUGAACACCGGCUCUGAUGCAUCUGGGAAGGCAGAAGCUUCUCUCCCAAGGGCUGAAAACAGUACAUCCUGGACUGAGUCCCAAUCCUAUCAGCCACCAGAUCAGAGACCUCCACCCAGGUCUCAUAGUCCAGGUUGUCCACCUAUCCAGACAGUCUACCAGCCGGUCCAUAUUCCAUUUUACAUACAGGGAAAGCCACCAUGGAAUCCAAAGCCGGGUCAGUCCACUGGUUUUACCAGGCCUCCGUUCUUUCCUGGACAGAAACCAUACAAGAACGCUGACGGCAGCCACAAGCCCCACCAAAACAAGAAGGCUGACGGCGGCCACCAGCCCCACCACAAGCAAGGCAAACAUCCACCAAGCGCCCAAGGAGGUCAGAAACCUGGUGGGAAGGGACCCGAUUCUGCUAAGAAGGACAAACCGAAAAGCCAUCCACCAUCAGAGAAAUGGGCCGGACACAACCCUCACCCUAGAAAAAAUAAGUAGGAGUCUUCAUCAGCACACCUGGUCUAUACGGAGGGGACUACUAAAACCCCAUGCAUGAAAUUAAUGUUGUAAUUGGUGACAUUUGGGCUUUUUUAAAGGUUUUUGUUUUGGGUUAUUAAACCUAAACUAAUGCAUUAUAAAUAAUCUGUAUUUUCCCCUUUAUUCAGUAAUAUUUAUAGUUUAGCUACCUUUAAAAAUGGGAAAAGCAACUCCUUUGUGAAAGUAAAGAGGAAGGCCAGUGAUUACUAUGUCAAUCAGUCCAAUAAUGGGGAAAAUAGAUGUUCCAAACAUUCCACCUAAUCUAAUUGCCCACCACUUUGCGUUUGUUUGUUUAAUAAUUUUUUUUUUUCUGUGCACAAAGCCAGAGCAAGUGGUGAAAACCCACUAUGGGGAGCUGAAGGGAAAUGAGUCCAAGAUUUGAUAACCUUUUAAUGAUCAUGCUUGUGAAAGUAUAUUAGUUGCUUCAUACAGCAAUACAAUAUUUAUUAAUACAUUCCUACUCUUAUGCAAAAUUUUUAAGUAAGGUUAUAGACUAACUGCCUUAUGUUGAUGACAUGUUGAUACUGUCAUAUGCUGUAAUGUUAACCGCACUUCUUAGUUUGCAUCGAGAGAUAUAUAUAUAUAUAUGUAGAAGUUAAAGCUACAUUAAAUUAAACAAAAAUGAAGCUGGAUAACAAUGAAAAUUAAGCGAUGGCCUUUUAUUAUAAAUACUGGUUAUCUGUGGAUAUUGCACUAAACAAAGUAGCAUAAUGCUCAUUGAGGUUGCACACUUUUAAGGAAACACGAAUGGAGAAAAGGGCUUAUCUAUGUCAUCUGCACAUUUGUAGCUGAUUUAAAAAUCAAGAAAUUCAAAGUUGAAUUUACACUUCAUGAAGUUGGAAUGAUUGAGUUGAUCUCUCAUAAAGGCUUAUAUAACAUUUCAAACAGCAGCCUGCAGAAACGUUACAAAGAGAUUAUGAUUCUGUGUUUGACUCUAAAUCAUUGCUUGGAAAUGAAGUGGUUACUGUAAGCAGGAAGAGUGCCAUAUUUUACCCCAAUGUUAUACAAUAUAUGCAAUUCAUUUAAAUGUGACUUAAAGGAGUCUGUAGCUUGAAACCUCUCUCUUGUAAAAUACAUUUUUAGUGGAAAUGUCUGUGAGAAUGCUUGAUGUUUGGACAGCUUCCUUUACUGGUUAACAAAAUGCUCACGAUUAUUUAGCUGAAGAUUACCCAGAAACAUAAAUCCUGAGGUUAAAGUACUCAACAGCUUUAGUUCAGUAUUUAUUUUUCCUUGAGCCUCGGGUCGGAUUUGGCUCUUUGCAAUUAGACAUAAAUGAUAAAAGGCAGAUUUAAGAGUGUAGAUUCUGUUAACAAUAACCAGGACAAUGCAAACACAAGUCCUGAUGAUGCCCCUGGAUGCUAGCAAAUCAGCUGUUAGACCUGGACAGUCUUUAGCCUGACGACACCCUCUAGAGUAGUUUUUUUUAGUUGGUCUACAAUGUGGAAGUCUGUAGUUCAUUUAGCCUGUGAGGUGAUGGCACGAUGUUAAUCCACUGAUGGUCUAAUGGAGAACAAAGGAGUCAUUUUAAGCUGCUUAGGUUAAAAUGGUAAUAAAAAAAAUAACACCGCCUGUUACAUGCCUUUUGAUUUAUUAAAGAAUAACUGCUUAUAGCUUGUUUUCCCGAAGACCCAGAACAGAAAACACAGACACAGCUUGUUUGUAUGAAAAUAUUUAUGGGAAUGUCUUCAUUCAAAACAUUCUCUUUACAUUCAUUUCAAUUAAACUUGGACCAUGUCAGAUUAUGUAAACACUUUUUUUUAAAUGAUUGUUUGAAAUAAAGGCUUGUUUCCCCCCUUGA